This is a messenger RNA of Zychaea mexicana, 402 nucleotides long. RefSeq lists its product as uncharacterized. The record is from RefSeq and is a predicted model, not a curated record. The coding region runs from base 135 to 365 and encodes 76 amino acids. Lineage: Eukaryota; Fungi; Mucoromycota; Mucoromycetes; Mucorales; Lichtheimiaceae. The transcript is spliced from 2 exons.
CAGCACAUACCAAGGCAAACGAGGCUUCAUGUAUAAAACAAAAAAAGGCGCGCGCUUGCCGUAUUUGGCAUAAUUGUAACACACAUUCAUUUGUCAGAAAACAAUAGCGAAAACAAAACUUUUGAAGUUCUUUAAUGGCAGGGCGACCUCUACAACUCGCGAAAAAGAAAAAAUUCUUUACCGAAUUACCGAAUUUUAAGAUUCUUACACGACCUCAAGACGAUGCACGAUCUGAGGUAACCGUUUACGUCAAAGGCUUUCUUGCAGAGGGCGAUUCGCCCGAUCGAUUUGAAGAUUGGAUGCAUUCGCAUCGUUUAUUAGCACUCAGUCCGAAACAUAAAUGGGGACCAGCGGCACUGGGGUAAGGGUUCUAAUUCCUUAUUGAUAGACCUCGUGUAGCUA